Molecule: messenger RNA, 867 nt
Organism: Setaria italica (foxtail millet)
Lineage: Eukaryota; Viridiplantae; Streptophyta; Magnoliopsida; Poales; Poaceae
Exons: 9
Coding region: 1-867 (288 amino acids)
Source: RefSeq, a predicted model, not a curated record
AUGACCAGUGCAAGAUUUGACCAGUCGAGCAUGGAGGAGCUCGAUCAUACCAAGGAUUUGUCUGAGAAGCUUGUGGCAGGUGUUGCUGAGUCUGCAUCUGCACUAACUCUGCAGGAGCCAGAUGCUUCGUCCUCAGGGGGUUGGUAUCAGGUGUAUUUCAUUAGAACCGACCGCUCAGGAUAUUUCCGCAUGUACCCUGAUCUGGGUGGACCAUUCCAGAGUUUAGAUCAAGUUGACUGUGCUAUCAAUCAUCAUCUUGCCAAACUGCAGCAUCCGUCAGAGUUCGAGGAGAAAGAUAAUUAUUCUAUUGUGGAUAAGCUGAUACAUGAGCAUAAUUAUUAUCCUGAUGGUACACCAAAGAGAACCAAUUCGCGAAGCAAAACGAAUCCUAACGAGGAGCAGCGUCAUUUGGUUCAAGCUAUAUUGGACCAGUAUAAUGAUGACAACAAUCUUUUCGGAGUUCAUGCACAUGAGCUUGAAAGUCUUGUGAGGCACAAAGGGAUUUAUGAGAAUGAUAGGUGGUUCUAUCAUUUCAAUUUUACAACAAAGACAAAAGGAGCUAAUGGCACCCUUGGCUCUAGCAACCUAUUCUUUGCUGAAGUGUCACAUAUGCGAGAAGAAGAUGCUUGGGAGGUCAACUGUUGCUGCACAAUUAAUUCCGACGACAACGGUCACUGCUAUGGCUGUAGAAACAAUGGAAGUCCCGGUAUGCAGCACCCCACUGAUACUGGUGCAUACACUGGUGGUCACUUGGAUGAAUAUUUGCCAUUCGGAGGAGGAAGCCCUGGAGGGGAUCUCGAUGAUCCAAGUGUUCUGGAGAGAAUCUACAGUUACUUCGAUAGAGAUAGAAAUACGGGAGAAACAUGA